CAAGUAGAGGAUCCAUUUCCAUGUACCGCCCCUAGAUUUGGAUUCGGUCCUCUUUCCCUCGUCUCUUUCCUUUUAUUGACUCGUAUUUAUCCCUAUUUUACAGGCUUCGUUUCGUUACGCUUGAUUCAUUCUUCAUCAUUCAUCUCUUUCCUUCAAACAAUUCAAUCUCUAUUAUUAUCAUUCAUCACCAUUACCAUUACCAGAAACCUCAAUUUCAAUCAUCACCAAUUCACCAUCAUGCCUCCUCCUCAUCAACAUGGUACCACCACUGGGGAUCUCGAUUCCCCUCCACACCCCAAACCAAACCCACCUAACCUCCUCUCCCUCUUCCUCAAACCCAUCAUCAUGCUCCUCCUCACCUCCCUCUUCUUCCUCUUCCUCGGUUUCGCCGCCUUCCUCCUCCUCCACCUCUUCCUCCUCGGCGGCGCUCUCCACCGCCUCCGCUUCCGCCCCGGCGCCUCCCGCUUCCCCAACACCUUCCUCCCCCGCGACAUCAACAAACUCCCCCAUUUUCGCGUCUCAAAGGGUUCCCCCGCCGCACCCGGACUCGAUUCCCAUUGCGUCGUCUGCUUAGACGGCUUCCGCAACGGCCAGUGGUGCAGGAAGCUCCCCGGUUGCUCUCAUGUCUUCCACCGCCGCUGCGUCGACGCGUGGCUUGUCAAGGUCGCCGCUUGCCCCACGUGCAGGACACCUGUUCGAUUAAAUGCCGAUUCCGCCACGGUUCAAUCGCACCCUUCUAGUUCUACUCAAUUUGUUACUUGCCCAUCUAACCCCAUUUUAUAACUUGUAAGUUUUGAUUUUUAUUUUAACCCCACUUUUCUCUAUGUAUAGACAUAGUAGUAUCUCUUGUAUGAAUUGCAUCAUAGCAAUGGUCUUUUUCCCCUUUUGGGUUCGCUUCAAUGUUGAAACAAUGGUUAGAAGAAUUUGAUUGUUGAUCAUUGUUGGUAAUGAUUAAUGAAUGCCUAGUCUUUCAGCGUA
Molecule: messenger RNA, 978 nt
Organism: Lotus japonicus
Lineage: Eukaryota; Viridiplantae; Streptophyta; Magnoliopsida; Fabales; Fabaceae
Product: RING-H2 finger protein ATL56-like
Exons: 1
Coding region: 238-783 (181 amino acids)
Source: RefSeq, a predicted model, not a curated record